UAACCAACGUACCUUACAUAUUUAUAUAGCGCUGGAGUUAAAAAUGGUGGGGGCCGAUAUUUCGGUAAACUGAUGUCGAGUUUAAAGCCACGGCACUCACAAUCCACCUUCGGUGAUCAUAACAACUCUCGACCAAUACCCGCUAGAAUCAAGUUAAAGGGAACCAGACACUACAGAUGAGACAAUCAGUACUAGUGUUAACAUUUUUUGCGGAUUCUUAAGUGUGUUGUGUGUGUGUUUGAUUUGAAUUUAAUAAACCGGUAAUUAGUAUAAGGAGAACAUGGACUUGUAUUGCUGCGAGUCUGCAGAAAAUGAAAUUAGAGCAUACGAUGACCCGACUUUACUGCAGGAUAGAGUACUUAGAAAUUUACUCAAAACAGAGGAUCGGUAUGUUUUACCGAUCAAUGCCUCCCUCGCUGUACAAAAAGAGGUUACUGCCGAAAUGAGGAAGAUAGUCGCUGAAUGGAUGAUGGAGGUGUGUGAGGAACAAAAGUGUCAAGACGAAGUUUUUUCUUUAGCUAUGAACUGUAUGGAUAGAUUUUUAAUGUGUUGUUCUAUAAUGAAGAACCAAUUACAGUUAUUAGGAACUACGUGUUUGUUAUUAGCAUCAAAGUUAAGAGAAUCGAGACCCCUAGCUGGUGAAACUUUAGUGUAUUAUACAGAUCAUAGCAUAAGGAGAGAUCAACUAUGGAAUUGGGAACUUCUAGUCUUGAGUAAAUUAAAAUGGGAUAUAUCCGCCGUCACGCCUCACGAUUUUCUAAAACAUCUUCUGAGUCGUUUAUUAGAAAAAGAUUGGAACAUUGGUUACAAACGAGUCCACAAUCACGCCAAAACCAUCAUCACCCUUUGCGCCACAGAAUUUGUUUUUUCGAGGUAUUGUCCUAGUAUUAUAGCAUGUGCAAGCGUUGCAUCUGCUUUGUGCGGAGUAGGAUGGACCUACAAGAGCGGUCAUACUCUAGAACAACUUUUGCAGAGAUUAACCGCAAUAACAAACAUAGAAAUGGAUUACGUGAAGGAAUGCCUUAACAAAAUAGAUCAGAUGAUCAAAGAUUCUUCUGCUUUGCCAGGCGAGGACUUUAAGUCUGUAAACGGUACAGCCAGACCGGGAGAAUUUACACCACCGCCUUUGGAAAAAAACCAGGAACAUAACACAGCUUUAACCCCUACAGAUGUGCACGACAUCCAUUUUUGACACAAGAAAUAGGAGUGCGCCAGUGAUAAUAUUAGAAUACCUAGAGCUUCCAUAAACGUUUAUAAAAUUUAAAUGUGUACCUUAAAUAGAGACGUAUUUUUUUAAUAAAUUUUCUGCGCGUUGUGAAUCGGUUAGUAUGUGUAUAUCGAUAACACGAUAAUAGUGUUUAUUGUAUUUGUUUAAAUAUUUGGUGUGGAUGUAAGCGCUAUAACAGAAAAUAAAUGUUGAAGUGGGAGAGAAGAAUAAAAUGAAUGAUGAAAUGUCAUGAAAAACUUCGGGGGAAGGCAAUAAAUUACGCUUUAAGUGAGAAACAGUAGUUGGAUAUUUUUUUUGUAAAAUAAGUGCAGACUGGAAAACAAUUUUUAGAUAUUAAUAAUAUAACAUUAUAAGAGACCAUCUUUAAUAUGAAACGGAUAUAUAAUAAAUGUUAAAUUUUGACGCAUCCAUGAAUAGUCUACUUAUAAAACAAGGUAAUAUAGUUAUAUAUAUAUAUAAUAAACUACUAUCUAUUAUUAGAAGCAUUGGAAUUAAAUAAACGUUUUUAGUUUAAUUCAAGGUUUUGUUUUGUCUGUUAUGUGAGUAUGGAGAAUUUAUUUGCUACUAAAAUGGUUUUUAGAAUUCAUGUUAGUUAGGUUAUUUAUGCAACCCAUACUAAAUUCCCACAAAAUAGAUUUGUAGUUUCUUUUUGUUGAAUGAAUUUUAAAAUUUCUUAUCAGAACAAUUUAGUUAUAAUAAAUCGUUUCACAUAUUUUUGUAGAGUAUUGAUAAAAAAGUUAUUAUUAUAUACUGGUCAGAAUGUGCAAUAAUUUUAGUUACCAUCAUUCAUGGUAAUAUAUCAUUAUUAGGUAGAAACAAAAUUUUUUUACAUAUAAAUUUUUUAUCAAUAUUUAUAUGAUUUAUUGAAGAAUAAUUAUUUGAAUUAAUUUUUUCCUGUCUGGACUUAUGAACACCUCGUACACAGGGGUGGUAAUUAUAAAAAUCGAACCCCUUUAUAGUCAUUUGUACAUACACGAUUUUUGGUUCCUUAAACUGAUUUUUCCACGUCAGUUGAAUAAUAGUUUUUAAAUUAUUUACCUAAAUAUUUACAUUGUAGCAGUUCAAUCUGUUGCACAAUUUUGAAAAAUUACCAUUUUUUAUACCUAUUUAUAUAUAGACGUACAACAUUUUCCCUUAUUAUGCAGCUGUGAUAUCAAAAUUCAAUCUCGACUUUAUAUUUUGGAAUCUCAAUCAGAUCACAUCAAAAAAUACAUUACCAGAUAAAAUUGUGCAACAGAUCUUGACACAAAGACUGUACUAUUACCAGGUGUAAGAACAUAAAAAGGAAAAUAA
Molecule: messenger RNA, 2521 nt
Organism: Diorhabda carinulata
Lineage: Eukaryota; Metazoa; Arthropoda; Insecta; Coleoptera; Chrysomelidae
Product: G1/S-specific cyclin-D3-like
Exons: 5
Coding region: 281-1192 (303 amino acids)
Biological process (GO): regulation of cyclin-dependent protein serine/threonine kinase activity; mitotic cell cycle phase transition; positive regulation of G1/S transition of mitotic cell cycle
Cellular component (GO): cyclin-dependent protein kinase holoenzyme complex; nucleus; cytoplasm
Molecular function (GO): cyclin-dependent protein serine/threonine kinase regulator activity
Source: RefSeq, a predicted model, not a curated record